UCAGUCUGUACACUGAUACGAUGUUUUGUCUGUGUACAGACCGGAGGACGGCUCGUGUUGAUUAAAGUAAGCGUGUAACCUGUUUUCUACCUUACUACGAGAGAGUGGCGCGUUAUGGGAUUUAAGAACGUUUCGCUCGUGAUUUAUUGAUCCUGGAAAUUCGAAUCUGAGAUUAUGUUUCCAGCUUUACCGAGAUACUGAUCCAGGAAGCGCGAUCCUUUGAGUAAACACCCGCCCUUCGCUGUGAAAUUAAACUGACUAUAGAGGGAACCUACAGAAUGGCAUCAUAUUAAUUGAAGAUGUCUCCCUCUUUUUUGGAUUUAAAAAUCAUCUCCAGCCAGAUCUCAGUGAUGGUGACUUCAGCUCAAGAAAACUGACAACCUGCCGUUCAACAUGAAUCUGAGAAGUAAACAUUUGGAAGCUGCACCUUUGUUGAUACUUUUGGUCAAAGUCUUCGGUUGGAAUACGCUGACUUGUCGUCCAACUGAAUAUCAGAUAGGGAAUGAAUGCUGUCCUCUUUGUCCCUCUGGAAAUCGUGUUGAAACACACUGCCUGGAGUUCAGCAGCACUUCCUGUUUGCCCUGUGUGAAUGACACCUUCAUGAAUCUUCCCACUGGACUUAACAAGUGUUACCCCUGCACGACCUGUGGUCCAGAUUCUGGUCUGAAGACAAACACUUCAUGCACAGCAACAACGGAUUCAGUUUGUGAACCUCUGGAAGGAUUCUACUGUAUAGACCGAAUAGAGAACCACUGUGCAGCUGCACAGAAACACAAACAAUGUCAACCAGGGCAGUACAUCAAACACAGAGGAACAGCCCUCACAGACUCUCAUUGCUCUGAAUGCAGUGACGGAUCAUUUUCUGAUGGGACGCUUACGUCUUGUCGACCACACACACAAUGUGAAUCACAAAACCUUCAGCUGAUGCAACCAGGAACAGCUUCAACUGACGCUGAAUGUGGACAUUUAAAAAAGACACCAACUGCAAUCAUCGUUUCAGUGGUUGUUUUGGGUCUUUUGGUGGCUGGUUCAUUAGUCGCCUUGUUUUUGCGGAGAAAACAUCUUGCAGGAAAAGGACCGGUGCCCCUUUAACCAAGGGUACGUUUGUUACUCUGUUUUUCACAGUGUAUGUUCUGACUAUGUAUGUUCUGGGAGCUGGAGGAGGGAGAGCUGAUGCUGGCGGAGGGUCAGCUGGCCCUGUUGGGACCCGCACCCAAUACUGGAGGCGUCCCCGCCCCACUUCGGAGAAGUCAGCGGACGGCGUGCCACCGAUUCCGCGCCCUCGCGCAGCGCUGAGGCUGGUGGAGGCCACAUUUGUGAUGGGGGUAUGUUGAGGUGAGGGGUUGGGAGACCACCUUCACCUGCACCACAGAGGAAAAUCCUUAUGUAAGAAUACUUAUGCACCCAACUUUUUUGUUCCACCAUGUGUCACAAUUAAGUGUAAUUAGGUAUUUUGCACCUUCAAAGUUCUGUGCAUAUUGUUGGGUCAUGGUUUUUGUGCAAACCACAGGCCUCCUUUCAGUCAAACUUGUAACAAACAUGCCGCAUGUGCUGGAGUGGACUCAAUCCCCCAAGAUGCAACAGGUUCCAUUGAUCUUUGAAAGUCAAGGAACUCAGUCUCCCAGAGGAUGUAACAGGAUGCUGCAUGUCCUGGGGUCUGGGCAAUGUCACACAAAGGUGUCAAGAACCACCAGGGUCAACUCCUAUUGGUCACUCUGGUCCAAGACCUGUGAGGUCACCGGGGCCAAUAUAAGGAGAGGUCUCCCCAAGCUCUCUCUCUUUCUACAAUCCUUCGAAGGCCAGCAGGCUGUCCAGCCUCUCUUCUCCUACAUCGCCAAGGGGGGGGGGGGGGUGGGGGCCUGGCUGAUCCAGCUUCCUUCUCUAUCCAACCCACAACCGGAGGUCAGAGGUGCAGCUCACAGCUCACCCUUCAAGGAAAUCUCCUCGCCCUUCAAGCUCUACCAAACUCCUCGUAGCGACGCGAUGUCCUGCAGGAAAACUUCAACCAGCAUCUGAGCACACCGCUCGACAGAAUCGCGAAUGCAGAACUCUACGACCACAAAGCCAGGAGACGUCCCAGAACUGCAAACUGAACAACUUCUUUUCCUCUUUCCCUCGGACUGGUAACAUAAUCUGGGCUUAAUAAUUAUAUUACGCUAAUUGAACUAGAUCUAAAUGAGACUGAUCUUAAUCAAUAAAUUGGCUAUCUUUUCCCUUCUAUGAAGGGUGGUGCCCGCGAGAACUUUAACCAAUUAAAGUUAUGAUUUAAUAUUAAUAUUUUAAAUAUUACUGUUUUAUAUUUUAUUUUGAUAACCAAAUUUAUCACCAAAUUUUGAUAACCAAAAGUAUAUCAAAAUUGGUGUGCCUAAAGGCACACCAUUCUAUGGUAACACUUUUUACGUACUAUUGCACAACAAUAUUGUGUUGAUAAAAUGGGAAAAAGUCUGUUUAAAUCUAUUUGAAUUCCAGUUUGUAACAGCACAAAAUGGAAAAAAGUCCAAGUGGGGUGAAUACUUAUGCCAAGCACUGUACAUGUGUUUUUCAGAAGCGAAACAUUUUCUAAACCACUGGUUUGGUUAUUAACAAUGUGUUUUAACAGCUUGUUAUAUACUCAGUCUUUCUAAAUAUGUCAAAUAAAUGUAAUGGAGAAUAAAAUAUAAUUAUAUAUCAGAGUAGAUGUAUGAAGUAAAAAAGUUGGAAUACAAAAGUGAAAGUGCUACAUGAUGUAAAAUGAAAAUUAAUAUUUGUAGAAAAGAAGAUCAAAUGUACCUAAAAGACGCAAAAAACCUGUUAGGUGAGCACGCAAGAUCAUUUAUGAUCCUUCUCAUCCUGCUCACCAUCUUUUCCACAGACUUCCAUCCGGAAAAAGGUUCCGGGCCAUCAGGACUAAAACCUCGCGCCAUCUGAACAGUUUUUUCCCCAUGGCAGUGGGGCUCACAAACAAGCCCCCUGCAUCACACUGACUCUGCAUCACACUGACUCUGCCCCCCCCCCCGCACAUAAUUUGUACUUGAUAUAUUAGUGGCACUAUCACCAAAUCUCUUAGCACCGCACAUGCCCAUAACUCUGGUACUGUAUAUAUUUUGUUCCAUAUUGUUGUUUUGUUGUUUUUAUAUUGUUGCUCUUAUAUUGUUGUUUCUAUAUUGUUGUUUUAUGUGUAAAUAUUGUUUUUAUAUUGCUGUUUUUAUAUUGUUGUUUUGUUUUUAUAUUGUUGUUUCUAUAUUGUUCAUCAAAACACUAUAAAUUGAAGUUAAGCAGUCUAUCAAAAAAAUCAUCUUAGGGUAAAAUUACUGCAAUUGGAACUUUUUAAAAUGAAUAAUUCAUCUCUCAGUAACAAAACACACCCAGGCCCAUAAAGAUGUAGUUUGAGUUUCCCCUUUUCAAAUUUUCCAUUAACUAGAUUUCACAUAUGAAACAUUUUCAACAGAACAAUCUCAACAGAUAUUAACAACUAAACAGCUUUAACUGUUCUCUUUGUUACCACUUCUGCUUCCUUGUACUGCCAGGAAAUAGGACUACCGUAAAGGCGAACAAAGCAGCGCAGGUUGAAAUACAAACGCUCCGUCAGAAUCUAGUAAUAAUAAUAACAGGUAUGGGUCCGUAUAGAACAGAGUCUGGGUCUGGCCCGCCUGAUGGUGACAUAUGUGUUAAUGAUCGUGGGCGAUUUGUUUCGCUUCAGCUUCACUCUUCGGGUGAAACGAUGCUCUGAUGGGGUGCAGCCACCUUAAUUUAACACAUCGACUCACAUUACGCAAUCGACGUAUUUACGUAACCGAUUACGUUGAUUACGUCGACACGUCACCCAGCCCAUGUAAACAACCUAAACCUUAAACAAGAAGAAGAAAAGGAAGAAGCUUUAAAGAGCUCCACAGAUUCAGACUAUUCAGAUCAAUAGUAAUAUUUAAUCACAAGUGAAGCUUCAUCCAAUCAGUGUAAAGUACAAAACCAGUUAUAGUUUCAUUUUCAUCGAAACGAAAAGGAAUCCAAGCUGGCAGGGAUCGUCAACAAAGUGCAACGCCGAAAAUUUAUACUGCAACAUUUUUUAAUAUUAUCACUGUUGAGUCACCAAAAUUAAUACACAGACAAACGGUAUUUUCCUGUUCAGACCACAACCCGCAAAUUAGAGAAAAUAUAUUCAGACUUACUUUGGGGGAUUUUUAUUAUUAAUAAUAAUGAACUCCACCCUUGUACAGAGUUACCUGCUACUUGUUUCUAGUUUGUUGUUUGGAUUUAAAUCAAAUAUGAUCAGUCUUUGUCUGUGUCUCUGCCAGCUUCCUGAUCCGGCCCCUUAUUUUAAAUAAAUUCGGUUUUCAUUG
This is a messenger RNA of Platichthys flesus (European flounder), 4316 nucleotides long. Its product is annotated as tumor necrosis factor receptor superfamily member 14-like. The record is from RefSeq and is a predicted model, not a curated record. Gene Ontology annotation, biological process: defense response to Gram-negative bacterium; negative regulation of alpha-beta T cell proliferation; positive regulation of cytokine production involved in immune response. The transcript is spliced from 9 exons. Gene Ontology annotation, cellular component: external side of plasma membrane. NCBI's taxonomy places the organism in Eukaryota, Metazoa, Chordata, Actinopteri, Pleuronectiformes, Pleuronectidae. The coding region runs from base 394 to 1092 and encodes 232 amino acids. Gene Ontology annotation, molecular function: protein binding.